Molecule: messenger RNA, 504 nt
Organism: Cryptococcus amylolentus CBS 6039
Lineage: Eukaryota; Fungi; Basidiomycota; Tremellomycetes; Tremellales; Cryptococcaceae
Exons: 4
Coding region: 1-504 (167 amino acids)
Source: RefSeq, a predicted model, not a curated record
AUGCCUGACUCACGCAUCUACGACUACGACGGUCAUAUCACACCUCAAACAUCAGCUGCUCUUCAAGAAGCGGCAUCCAAAGCUAUUCUCCAGGCUACCGGCGCUCGAAUCGCCAUCACAAUUACACCGCUCAUCCACCCCCAUGUCAUCGUGCAAGGCUUCCCACUGGCCGUAAUCAGGUUUGAAGUAGGCAAGUUUAGCCCGUGGACGGCGCAAGAGAUUGGGGUGGUAGAUGAGGUUUUUAGGGUGGUUGGAAGAGGCCGAAUUGUUGGGGAAGAAGGGGUACGCCUUCAGCUCGUCAACGCUCAAUCAUUAGCCACUGCAAGAGCGCGAAACCUGGCGACUCCGUACCAUCACAGCGCCCAAGCAGUCGAUAGUCGCCCGCCGAGAAGGAGUCUUCGUCGCAGGGUUCAGAUUCUGGCGGGACGGGGUGCUGCUGCUAUGGAGCCUUCAGCACCUAUGAGGCCUGGGACGCCUCAUCCUGAUGGUAAGCGAAAGAGAUAA